AUGUUGCAUGGGAAAUCUGUUCCUUGCGUAGAAGACUUAGUCGAGAGAAUUAUGGAGCUAUAUGGAGGUUACAAAUCCUAUUUGGUGCGGCCCCAGCUAUUUGGGGUGUCUUGGCCAAUCAAAUGGGUUCGCCCGCCUCUGCAUACCUUUAUGCUUAACUGUGAUGGUGCCUUGGACCGUGAAGGAGAAAGGAGAGGUUUGGGGGGGUGUUGUAGAGAUAAUGCAGGGAGAUUUAUAUGUGGAUUUGCUACUUUCAGUCCACCUGUGCUGAAUGUAUUAGGCACUGAGUUGGUGGCAUUGAGGGAAGGGUUAUUGAUGAUGGGAUUUAAAGGCUAUACUCAGUUUUUGCUUGCAACUGACUCCAAAGAAGCAGUGGCGAUGCUCAAGGGAGCUUUGGAGUGGCGGAGUAAUUUGGGUAAUGUGGUGGAGGAUAUUUGA
This is a messenger RNA of Prunus avium (sweet cherry), 438 nucleotides long. The record is from RefSeq and is a predicted model, not a curated record. NCBI's taxonomy places the organism in Eukaryota, Viridiplantae, Streptophyta, Magnoliopsida, Rosales, Rosaceae.